GCUCUCUCAUCUCCAUGUGCAACUUCUUCUUCUUGGCCGCCAUAAAGUUUCCAUUUUGACUUUUCCCAACUCCUACUUAAAUUCCAAUCCAUAAAUUAACGAACUCAUUCUUCUUCUUCUUCUCUUCCUCUUCCUUGUAUAAGUACGCGACGCGGCCUUCGCUUUUCUUCUCAUUAACCAUCUGCACGUAUUCAAUUCGUUCCCGGAUUUUGGAAAUCGACCUGCGCAGAUCGAAACAGAGAAAAUGCCUGACACGGAGACUUCCAUUGACGUCCUCAAUGUCAAGGAGCCUCGCUCGGUGGCCAGGAAGUUCCUCGCCCGGCCCCAGCGCGAAGGAGUGGGGGCUGUUGUCAGAAGAAGCAUAGGGAGGUUUGAGUUGAAAUACUUCGAUCCGUUCCUUGUGUUGGACGAAUUCUCAGUUGCUGCUCCUGCUGGAUUUCCUGAUCACCCACAUAGAGGGUUUGAAACCGUCACCUACAUGUUACAGGGAGCUGUUACACAUGAAGACUUUGAGGGGCACAAGGGGACAAUAGCCACCGGUGACUUGCAGUGGAUGACUGCAGGAAGAGGCAUUGUUCACUCGGAAAUGCCAGCAGCGCAGGGCAUCCAAAAAGGUUUACAAUUGUGGAUCAACCUCUCCUCCAAAAACAAAAUGAUUGAGCCAAGGUACCAAGAAAUACAGAGCAAGGACAUAGCAGAGGCUGCAAGAGAUGGUGUGAAGGUCAGGGUAAUAGCAGGGGAGGCAUUGGGAACCGAGUCGCCAGUCUACACGAGGACUCCAACCAUGUACUUGGACUUCACUCUCAGGCCAGGCGCUCACCUUCAGCAGCCCAUUCCAGCUUCAUGGAAUGCCUUUGUGUACAUUUUGGAAGGGGAAGGCAUCUUUGGCGGCUCGAGAACUUCGCCGACAGUGUCCGCCCACCACCUCCUCCUCCUCGGCCAAUCCGGGGAUGGGUUGGAGGUGUGGAACAAGUCGUCCAAGCCCCUCAGGUUCAUACUGGUGGGAGGGAAGCCUCUGGGUGAGCCUCUGGUUCAGUUCGGGCCAUUCGUGAUGAACACCCAAGAAGAGAUUGAUCAGACAAUUGAGGAUUUUGAGAAUUACACCAAUGGAUUUGAGAAGGCCAGGGAUUGGAGAUCAGAGGCUGCACUUGAUCUUGGUUUUUAGGUGAAUAAAGUGAUGUUGCUGCUGUGAUGGCAUAUUAGAAUGUACAGCACCAUUCAACAAUGGAGAGAAUCAAUUUAAGCAUUUAAGUUUAUACAAAUCUAAAUUUAAGAUUUGAAAAUAAUAUGUGAGUCAUUGAUGAUUUGGAGAGAGUUUGAGGGGAGGAGGAUUAAUAGAGUGGAAUUGUAAGUUGAUUUAUUAAAUUAGUGUAAAGUAGGUGAAGCCGUUCUUAAAUUUAUAAAGUAGCCAUCAUUUUUCGUCA
Molecule: messenger RNA, 1424 nt
Organism: Malania oleifera
Lineage: Eukaryota; Viridiplantae; Streptophyta; Magnoliopsida; Santalales; Ximeniaceae
Product: pirin-like protein
Exons: 6
Coding region: 245-1165 (306 amino acids)
Source: RefSeq, a predicted model, not a curated record